AUGGUCCAAGAAAUAACUACCCUAACUUUGCGUCCUUCUGAGGGAAAGGCCGGUAGACCCAUCAAAGUCAGAGCCAACUUCUUUGAGGUCACUUCACUCCCAAACCAGAACAUCCAUCAUUACGAUGUCAGGAUUGAUCCUAUUCUCAAGAACGACAAGGUCAAUCGCAAAAUUUGGGAAGCCUUGGAAGUCUUAGAGGCAGAUAAUAUCUUUAAGGGAAUCAAGAUCAUCUAUGAUGGUCGUGCCAAUGCCUUUGCUCCUAAAGCGCUGCCAUUGGGACCCACCAGCCUCAAGACCUUUGAAGUUAAUCUAGGCGAUUCCAGAAACCCGGAAAAGUCCACAUUCAGAGUUGCAAUUAAGCACGUAAAUGAGAUCAACCUUGAAGAAUUGGCACGUUUCCUCCGUGGUGAAGGUGCCUCUACCAACAAUGUCUUGACAUCUGUUAUGGUUUUGGAUGUAUUGAUUCGACACAUGCCUGCCUCCCUUGUGGACUACACUGCCUUUGGUCGAUCAUUCUUUAUCCCUCAGGAUAAGCGCCCCUUGCCCAACGGUGUAGAGACAUGGCAGGGUUACUACCAGUCGGCAAGACCUACACCUGGCAAGAUGAUGCUUAAUGUGGACGUGAGCGCCAGUGUGUUUUACCAGCCCGGUCCUUUGCCUGAUUUGAUCGUCAAAAUCCUUGGAAAGCGAUCUCUGGAUGAGCUGCGUGGUGGUCUGAGAGACCGCGACAUCAAGAUCAUUGAGAGAACUAUCAAGGGCCUUCGCCUCAAAGUAACCCAUCGCGGUGAGCAGCGACGUGAUUAUGGUAUUCAGCGCUUGACUAUCACACCUGCCGACAAGACAAUGUUCACAACCGAGGAUGGUCAGGAGUACACCGUUGCAGGCUUUUUCCAAAAGCAGUAUAACAAGCGUCUGGCUUUCCCCUUCUUGCCAUGCGUUGUUGUACGCAAGGAUGUGUUUUUGCCUAUGGAGGUGUGCAACAUAUUGCCUGGACAGAGAUUCCGUCAGAAGCUUAAUGAGGCCCAGACAGCCGAGAUGAUCAAGUUCACCUGCACCAAGCCCCACAUUCGUGCCAAUAAAAUCAAGCAAGGAAUUCAGCUUCUGCAGUACCAGGCCAACCCUUAUCUGCAAGCAUUCUCUGUCAAAGUCAAACCCGAGAUGGCUAUCAUUAAAGCCCGUGUCUUACCGCCACCCACCAUUUCUUACCACCCUGCGUCCCAAGAGCCAGUGUUUGCUCCACAGGGCGGUGUCUGGUCUCUCAGAGGCAAGAAGGCCUGUACGGCUGCUAGUCUGACUUCGUGGUCUAUUGUGAACUUUACCCACCAGAUGCCAAUUACAGUUAUCCAACGGUUUGUUCGUGAGUUGUGCCAGACAUUUUCAGACAUUGGAAUGAAUGUUAUCAACCGUACUCCUGAUAUUAUUUCUGCCGAUCCCCAGGGCAACAUUGAGCGUACCCUAAAAGAAGCUUGGCUUAAAGCAGGUAAUCAAGCUAAAGCCCAGCCGCAGUUGAUAUUUUGUGUCAUGCCACAUCGUGGUACCCCAUUGUACGCCGAAGUCAAGCGUGUGUCGGACACAGUUAUUGGAGUUCCCAGUCAGUGUUUGCAAAGCAAGCACGUUUCCGAAGCAAAGAAACAACUGUGUGCCAACGUAGCGCUGAAGGUCAACAUGAAACUGGGUGGUCAGAAUGUCAAGCUUGCCCCCAACCAGAUUCCAUUUAUUGCCCAGCGACCCACAAUUGUGUUUGGUGCCGAUGUGUCUCACCCUGCUCCGGGAGACUUUUCUCGUCCUUCGAUUGCGGCAUUGGUUGCCAGUAUGGAUGUUAAUGCUGUUCGUUAUGCCAGCUCUAUCCGUAUUCAGGCCAACAGAACCGAGGUGAUUGCCGACCUUGGAAAUAUGGUCAAGGACAUGCUCAAGGUGUUCUAUCAUACAUGCGGGCAGAAACCGGAACGUAUCUUGUUUUACCGUGAUGGAAUUUCCGAGGGCCAAUUUAGCGAAUCGAUGAACAAUGAGGUCAAUGCUAUCAAGGCCGCCUGUCUGGCUCUUGAUCCCACAUACAACCCCACCCUGACCUUCAUUAUUGUCCAGAAGCGUCAUCAUGCCCGAUUCUUCCCUAUCGACCAGCGCGAUACCGAGAAAUCUGGCAACUGUCUUCCAGGAACUGUAGUGGAUACAGAUGUCGUUCAUCCAUUUGAGUUUGACUUUUACCUUCAGUCCCACUCUGGUCUCCAGGGAACAUCUCGUCCCACCCACUACCAUGUUCUCAAGGAUGAGAACAACUUUACUCCAGAUGCACUUGCUGAACUAUCUUACCGUAUGUGCUAUACUUACGGCCGCUGCACUCGUGCUAUCUCAAUGGUCACUGCUCCUUAUUACGCCCAUCUUUUGGCUGCGCGCGCUCGCUUCCACCGUCGCAAUGAGAACUGGUCUGAUGGUGCGACUACCGAAAGCAUGGACUCGGAGGGACAAAUUGCAAGCUUUUCAGCUGUCAAGCCUGAUCUACAGAAAGUCAUGUACUAUAUGUAGCUUUUUUUGAUUUUAGUAUCAGAGCCAUGUUGUCGUUCAUUGCCUUUCUUUACUUGCACUCUUCUGUACUCAACAUAUCGACCUUACACAUCUAGGGCUUGUGUCCGUUGACAAUACUCAAUAAAUGAAUGAAUUAAUUAAUAAAAGC
This is a messenger RNA of Phycomyces blakesleeanus NRRL 1555(-), 2671 nucleotides long. RefSeq lists its product as hypothetical. The record is from RefSeq and is a predicted model, not a curated record. Bases 1 to 2523 code for a protein of 840 amino acids. NCBI's taxonomy places the organism in Eukaryota, Fungi, Mucoromycota, Mucoromycetes, Mucorales, Phycomycetaceae. Gene Ontology annotation, molecular function: RNA binding; protein binding. The transcript is spliced from 4 exons.